UCACGAAAAUAACGCGUCACCAAAAAAAACCAAAAAAAAAACAUGGCGGACUAAUGGUUGCAUGGAGUCCGCUAUUUAUCACUCGUCGUCGAUAAAUGGAAGCUUGUUUCUCCAAGCAGGCGACACAUUCUUGAACAGGGCAAAAUGUUUCGCCGAUCAAGAUUUAGUUUUCGGCCCAAUGUCAGUACGGCAGGGAGAACAGCAGCAGCAGCAGCACCUCAGGAAGCCCCUCCAGCAAAUCAGGAGGCCAGUGAGACCCCCAGAGACGUCAGUGAGAGCAGCCCUCCUCCUGCUGUGACAGAUACCAAGACUGUUGUGACUCCAUCAGAAAAACCUACAGCCCCUGGAGAUGGCAAUGACCAAAACGGGGAAGGUACCAGCUCCUCAGCUGCAGUCCAGAGAAGGAAGCGGUUUUCUGUCAAGCCCAAAGUGGCCCCAGGGCGCACCUCUGCCCUUUCUCGGACACCAAAGUCUCCUGUCAAGGCGGUCUCUGAAACUCCCGUUGAAGUCCCCGUCUCACACCUUGAUAAGCCAACAACAUCCAGCCAAACUGGUGCUGCAGCAGUCCCUCAAGGACUCCAGUCCCCCAAACGACGAAGGCCUUCAGGAGAGAGUAAGCAGCCCAAAGUGCAACCUCCACCCACCCCGAUACCGUCUGACUCCCCAGGACCUUCAGCUGUCCCUCAGGCUGAGGAAUCACCAGAACAAACCAACCUGCCAACAGACAGCGGCAAACAAUUAGAAAGCAAGUCAGGCACUCGAGGAAAAGACGUUCCUCCCAGACCAUCUGACAAAGUACCCCCCUCUCUACCAGACAAAGAAGCUGUUGAAAUAUCGGAGAAGGCCAAGACUCUCGUGUCAUUAAAGAGCGGACUUUCACUGUCACCAUCGGCGUUCUCCUUGAGUAGACUCCUGAAUGACCCGUCUGACUUACAGAGACUGGCGAAGGCCCAAAAGCUCAGAGAGUUGCUCAAACAGGAGAGACACAAAGAAAAGAAACUCAAGAAAGCUAAGACACGUCCAAAGGAAUAUACUUUAGAUCCUGCCAAAAUGACCAUGAGGGACCUUAUCCGUUACCUGCCACUGUCCAACCCCAUGACAUCUAGUUUAGAGGAGUCGGUUCAGGAGAAUGAGACUGUGGUUCCACCUUCACCAGUAAGAGAAGAGUCUCCGGAGAGAGCGCAGGAACCCGAAGACCUCCCUAAAGUGGCAAGCCCGAGGGGGGAGGAGGAAGAGGAGGUGGCAGAGGAGGAGGACCAGGAUGAUUCGCUCAUGGUUCCCCAGGUCAAAGUAGCAGAGGAUGGCUCACUGAUCAUUGAUGAAGAGAGCUUGACGGUGGAAGUCCAGCGAGCGAAAGGACCAAACCCAGCACAGGAUCGAGACCCUAUCUUUGAGCGUGGGUCCACUACAACUUACUCGAGCUUCAGGAAAGGGACCUAUUCGAAACCCUGGUCCAGUGAAGAGACAGACAUGUUCUUCCUGGCAAUUAGUAUGGUGGGGACAGACUUUUCCAUGAUUUGUCAACUGUUUCCUCACAGAGCUCGAUCAGAGAUAAAGAACAAAUUCAAAAAAGAAGAACGAGAGAACGCCUGGAGGAUUGAUAAAGCUUUCAGAGAGAGGCGCAAGCUGGACAUAGAGUAUUUUUCUAAGUUGCUAGAAAAAGUUCUGGAGUUUCAGAAAAACAGGAAGAAACUGAAGAAACUCACUGAGAAGAACUCUCCCAAGAAGCACAAGAGAAAGGCAAAGGGUAAAAAAGCUGCAAAGAAACUGAGUGAUGUGGAGGAGGAAGAUGAGGAAGAUGAGAAUGAAGUCCCUGACUUGGAGGAUGAGGAGGAGGAGGGAGAGAAAGAGAACGAGGAUCUCUGUAAUGAAGGAGGAACCCCUGUUGCUAAGCCUAAGAGGCAACGCAAAAGAAAGACUAAACAGGCUGCCAUGAACGAGGAGCCAAAUGAGAAGAAAAAGAAAACAGAUGAACAGAGCAGUGAACAAGGUGAGGCCUGCACACCUGAGCAAACUGAGGCAGCGCUCCCCGAAGACGGUACAAGUCCAGACAUGUCUGAAAAGACUGACAGUGUGGAUGCAUCCAAGGACACCGCAAUCAAGCCAGCUAAACUCUCACGAGGCAGAGCACCAAAGCCACUGCUGCCUUUGGGCAGGAAGUGGGGUAAAAAGGCCCCACCACCCUCCACAAAGGCCAAAGACACUGCAUCAGACAAAGGGGACGAGAGUGUGAGCGAUGGAGCCUCUAAAGAACAGGAGAAUAAAGAUUCAUCACCAUCAAGACAAGCCAAUAAGAGGAAGUCGGCCAAUACUGACAUUUCCUCUGAAGAAGAGGAUGCCGCUGUCCAACAUCCGAGACCUACCAGGUAUGGGAGAGUGCCCAAACCCAUCAAUCCCUUGAAUUACCCCGCCAAAGAAGAUGCACACACCUCUGCAACUGAACCCACUCCCAGCUCACCAGAGGGAUCCACUGCUUCUGUUGCCAAGCCUAAACCCAAAUGCUCAGCCAAGAGGGGAAGAUCUUCAAAACAAAAAUCAACCCAAGAGUCCAAAAAGCCCAAACUAGUGACCCUCAGGGCCACUCGGUUAGAUUACAGUGAUGACGAGGAUGAAAAGCAGCGGGAUCAUGAAGAGAUUGAGGAGGAGGAGGAGCACCCUGCAUGUAGCCCCAGUAAGGACAGCAUUGCCCCUGUGUUCGUGCCUGCCAGCCUGCGCUCCCCACAGCCUGUGAUUUCAGAGGUGGAAGAGACUAUGGAGGAGCUUGAUAUCUUGGCCAAUAUGCCUGAUGUGUUGGGCAUCUCCCAAGAUGCACUUUGCCCCGAUGCCUCUUGCGAGCGGGCACAAAAUGAGACAGGCACAACUGAACCAUGUGAACAUCAAUUGGACCUGCUGGUUGAUGUUAUAGACUUCCUUUCUUCAGAACACACAGAAGUGUCGGAGGACGAGAGCUACAAUGAGGCCGCUCAAACCCUGUUGACCAUUGGCAACCUGACUCACCUGCCUCAGUCAGUACAGAAUCAACUAGACACACAAGAUCACAUAACAGGGACAACAUCAGUCAGUGUGAUAGAAACCACACAACACCUAGAAGAAGAAACUGCACCAAAGCCUGCUGCACUGCAAGAGGAAAACAGUGCCACUCCUCUUAUGUCUGGUCAUGGAGUCACAGAAACACCAGAGACUGUUGCUACUGUGGAUCCACAAUACAGCACAACAGACGGGGAUAAUUUUUCCAUUAUUAAAACCAGUGAUCAGAUAUGUGUCGAGCAGAGCACUGUUUCUGAUAUGGACCCUAGUCCUCAAUUACAGUCAGGUCCGGAGAGCUCAAAGAAAGAUUCUCCACAGACCAGGAGAGGACGCUUAUCUAAGGUGAAACCUAAACCUAACCUUGGACGAGCCUCAAGGACCGCACAAGCCAAAUUCCCACCAGACACGUCAACAGCACAGAUAGCUGAAGACAGCAAUACAGAAGGAACCAAUAUUCAAGUCACUGACUCCCUAUCAGCUCCUGAAGAAACAGCCCCUAAGACACCAGAGUAUUCUCCAAUGUUGUUAAUAGGUGACACCGUCAGUCAGGUAGAGUCAGGUGCAACAACAUCAGAAAACCAGAGUCAAUGCAGAGACGCCAACCCAACUCCAAUCUCCAAAGUCCAUGACAAACCAAUUACAGGGGUUGAACUGGAAGCAACUUGUGACACCUCCCUUGAAAACCCAAGUCAAAGCACUGGUCCUCCAUCCUUUGACUUGGGCUCUACUCUUACACCCACAGAUGAACUGUCUACAACUGAGGGGGGAAGGACGGAUGAUGGACUUGUUGGUCAGGUAUACUUUGUUACAGCAACAUCAGAUCAGAGCACCUCAGAAAACCAGAACCUUUCUGAAGACCUUUUUGAAGAAAGUAAAACUCAUGGUGAAACGACUGAGAGUAGUAAUAACCUGGUGACAUCUGACUCAGCUCUCACAGAAUCAGAGGUUGGACAUGACACAGCCCCAGUCCAAGAGAGUAGUGAUCAACCUGUUACAUGUGUUACACCUGUAGAUGAUGUACCUGUCAGUCAGAAAUCGGAGAGUGAAGUCGCAUCUACAUCUACAUGCCAGUCCAGAAGGAGUCGGCUGCAAAAAGUCAAACCUAAACCAAACCUACCAAAGACAUCAAGAACUGCUCGGUUGACACCUCAAACCACAAAAGAUCCUUUAGAGAAAGACUCCAGCCCAACUCCAGUCUCCAAAGUACCUGACAAACCAAUACCUGAGGUUGAACCAGAAGCAACUUGUGACACCUCUCCUGAAAACCCAAGUCAAAGCACUGGUCCUGCAUCAGUUUGUAUACCAUCAUUUGACUUGGGCUCUACUCUUACACCCACAGAUGAACUGUCUACAACUGAGGAGAGUAGGACAGAUGAUGGACUUGUUGGUCAGGUAUACUUUGUUACAGCAACAUCAGAUCAGAGCACCUCAGAAAACCAGAACCUUUCUGAAGACCUUUUUGAAGAAAGUAAAACUCAUGGUGAAACGACUGAGAGUAGUAAUAACCUGGUGACAUCCGACUCAGCUGUCACAGAAUCAGAGGUUGGACAUGACACAACCCCAGUCCAAGAGAGCAGUGUUCAACCUGCUACAUGUGUUACACCUGUAGAGGAUUUACCUGUCAGUCAGAAAUCGGAGAGUGAAGUCGCAUCUACAUCUACAUGCCAGUCCAGAAGGAGUCGGCUGCAAAAAGUCAAACCUAAACCAAACCUACCAAAGACAUCAAGAACUGCUCGGUCGACACCUCAAACCGCAAAAGAUCCUUUAGAGAAAGACUCCAGCCCAACUCCAGUCUCCAAAGUACCUGACAAACCAAUACCUGAGGUUGAACCAGAAGCAACUUGUGACACCUCUCCUGAAAACCCAAGUCAAAGCACUGGUCCUGCUUCAUUUGAUUUGGGCUCUACUCUUACACCCACACAAGAACUGUCUACAACUGAGGAGAGAAGGACAGAUGAUGGACUUGUUGGUCAGGUGUACUCUGUUACAGCAACAUCAGAUCAAAGCACCUCAGAAAACCAGAACCUUUCUGAAGACCUUUUUGAACCCAGUAGUAGAGACACAGGGUCAACCUCUGAGUCGACAGAUGAAAAAGGGACAACUUGCGGUAAAACGACUGAGAGUAGUAAUAACCUGGUGACAUCUGACUCAGCCGUCAGAGAAUCUCAAGUUGAGGAAGACACAGCCCCAGUCCAAUGGAGGAGUGAUCAACCUGCUACAUGUGUUACACCUGUAAAGGAUUUACCUGUCAGUCAGAAAUCAGAGCGUGUAGUCACGUCUACUUGCCAGACUAGGAAAGGUCGAUUUCAAAAAGUCAAACCCAAACCAAACCUAACACAAACAGCAAGAACUGCACAGUCUAAACCUCAAACCACAAAAGACCCUGUGACGCAUAUGCAGCUUGUGGAGAGACCCCCAAGCCCAAUUUCAAAGUCUGGAUCAACUGACAGUACAAUAGCAGCGGUAGAAGAACAGCCAAUUUGCAGUAUCACACUUCCUAUAAAACCAAGUCAAAGUACUGACACUGCUUCAGUUUCAGUACCAUCGUUGGAAUUGUGCACGACUGAUAAACCCGCAGAGGAAUCGCCCUCAACUGUGGCACACAAGACGGAUGUUGGACUAAACUCAAGCUCAGAGAGUUCAAAACCAGCUGUAACUCAAAGAAGACGACACUUUCCCAAGGUCAAACCCAAUUUAGGAUCGUCCACCAGAACUACACAGACAAAAUUGCAGCCAAAGAAUAUCAGUAAACCCUCUGAACAACAAUAUACGGACACCUCUUCACAUGUAACUUCGGAACAACAACCUGUCGACAAUUCACAAACAGAAGUGAAAUUUGCAGAGAAAGACCUCAGCUCGGAUUCAGAGAGGACACUGGAAAGCACAAAUGAUGAGUAUACAUCCUCUGAUGAUGCUCUGGCAGCAUCUUUGGUCGCUGAGAAUCAGUCAGUGUUGACAGACUCCGUUCCUGAAAAUAAAAGCAGUGAGAAUUCCAGUUUUGAAAGGGACUCCCCAGGGGACAAAAUGUCAAAUAAUGACGGGGUUGAGGCUGGGCCUUCUUCACGUGGGGAUGUGUCCACUAGAGUUUCAGAGUCAAAUACCCAACCACCAGAUGAUCCAGCUGCAGUUUCAGACGUUCAAUCUUCAGAAGAGGGCUCCACAGAGUCAAAAAUAAAUCCUGUAUUGGCUGCUGGCGCUUCCUCCAUACCAGAUCCAAAAGAAAGUGGCCCUCAGCCACGUUCAGAGAGUGACUCUGAGGUAAAAAGUCAAGAUGCAGCCCAACAAUAUUCAGAAGCCAGGGAAACUAAUCAAACAUCAAACGACAAAUCUCAAUCUCCCCAGACCGCUAACGAUGCAGAUGCAAAAGCCCCUCAAACUCCCAGAGGCAGGCUUAUUAAACCCAAACCAAACCUGGGACCCAGCAGCGGAACUCCACAAGUCCAGAGCACAACACAAGCAGAAGCAGAUUCUGGUAGUCACUCAGAAGAUGUGCAUGCUUCAGUUUCUCACGAACCUGUGUGUGAGCUCCAACCUGACAUUCAGGAACCAGUAGAGGGAGCUGUUGAACCACAUAUUAGCCAAGAGUCCUCUCUAAAUGAUUCUGGGUCCUUGCUGGGCUGUUUAACAGAAAUCAUUGAACAACUGAGUCAGCAUGACUCCCCUAGAAAUGAUGCUGGAUCCUCUCUGGGUUGUGUGACACAAGCACAGGACCAUUCUUCUCAGAGCACAUCAACAUUGAGUAUAGAGGGGACCCAAAGUCGUCCAAGUCUCACCAUAUUUCCAGAGAUGCUGUCGGAGCAGGUGCCUUCAGAUCCAGACGAACCGUUUUUCAUCCUCUCACUGACUGAGAUCCCAGUCUGCUCAUCAGGGCAGGUGGUGGACAGUGCAGCCGAGCCCCUCCCUUAUCUUCCUGCAGCAGAUGCAUCGAUAGAGCACCGCAGCAGUGUUCCUGGAGAGAGUUUGGCAUCAGCGGGAGAGGGGUCUCUCUCUGAUGUCCCUGUGCUCAUGUGCACGGAGGAGAGUGGUGAAGUGGGCCACGUCGGUGUAAAAGAUGCUGGGCCGGACCCAGCUGCAUAUAUAGAUUCGAUCACGGAGAAUCCAGUGGAUCCACCUGAGAGUACCACGUGCCAGCCACCUGAAUCACCAGAGACUGCAGAGAAAAAUGAAGAGACUGAAAUCUCCCCCACCAAGCAGAGACUAACUAGAAGAAGAGCCAAACUGCAGGUUAAGCCCAAUGCUACAAGGAAGAAACACGCCGGCAAGAGCCUUGCUACAAACACCGACCGGGACUCCGAACUUCCCGAGGCUUCCACGCAGCCGGACGCCUCUGAUGCAACCGCAAAACAAGAUGACGAGGUUGACGCUGAGCCACAGAAAAGAAGCGGUGACCAUGUAAACAUUAAAAAGGAGGGUCCGGCGGGUGAGAAGGACCCUGAGGAUCGCAGCUCUGGAGCGCAAACUCGUACUACAAAGACAAGGGCGACCAGCGUCGGGAAUAGCGCUGCCCCUUUAAAUGAUCCUUCACCAGGCGACGCAGCUUCCAGGGGCCCUAAGGUCAAAACUCCUCGCACAACGAGAAAACACUCUACUCCAGCGACACCUGUAGCUUCAACAUCACACAAUUUCGCUUCCACACCCAAUCAGACACAGCUGCCAGACGACACCCACUCACCCUCUACCACUUCAUUAGCACUAACAGAGGUGGAUAUUGAACUGACACCUGAACACAACCGACUAUGCUCAGACUCAACUCCUAGCACUUCCCAGUCCACAGAUGAGGUUUCAGCUUCCCAGGGAAGUGACUGCGUGGAGAGCGGCUCUGCAGAGGAGGAGCCCACCAGUGUGUCUCAGUACUUCUUAACCGACAUUUUUACAGAGGUGGAAGAGGGAUAAAAAGCCAGAGCGAGGUGGAGUAAGAUCUGCCAGUGGCUCAAUUUUUCGUUGUGUGAAGUUUUCUCUGUAAAGGUUAAUUUAUAACAAAAAAAAGCAAUUUUUUUUGUUUUGUUUUGUUUUGUUUUGUUGUCGGUUGUUAUAAAGUGAAGCAAAAUUUCCUGUUCUGACAAACACAUUUUCAUUUUCACUUUAACGAGCGCUUGUCAAAGUGAAAAUGUGUUUGUCACAUUAAUAACAAGAACUGGUCAAUCACUAGUUUGACUGAAGGAGGUGGCAGCUUUUUCCCAAUAGUCCCAUCACUUUUCAAGCCUCAGAUCUUAAUUUGUUUAUUAACCAGCUGUGACUAUGUAAAUAUUGUACAUUGCCAACUGGAUUUUGUUUUUAUUUUUCCUCCCAUAUUGAUUCAGUUUUAACACAACAUGAGUGUCAGGAAGUAAAACAUAACCACAUUAGUCGACAGCAUGCACAAUCGUACAUUUAAAUAUAUUACCUUUUCAACGGCUCUUCUGUGAAUUUCUCUCCUAAUUUUGAAUAAUUUAUUCUAACAACAUUUUUCUUUUAAUUUGUUUCUGAUGAAAAAAUUAUGUCUUAAAAUUGGCUUUUCAUUUAUAAAACAACGACAUGAGAUAUAGAAUAUAAUUUAGUCACAUUGCAUCAAUAUGUUAUUAAAAUUCACUCCGUUGAGAGCAGAGGUAGUCAAAGGUUACUCAAGGAAAAUAACUAGACAUUUUGUUAUAUUGUAUAUAGUGUAGAUCAGUUGAACACACCAAGAUGUCCUUGUACAGAUAUGCAGCAAUCAGAUUGUUAUGUUUGAUACUUGAAACAAAAACACAUCAUGUGUGUCCUUAAAUGUUUCAUUAACUCGUUUAAAGUAAAACAUUUGAAAUCUCCUCCAUGAUCUGAAUAAAAUGUUUUGCUCCACCACCGCUGGAUUCAGUCUUUAUCACGACGAUGACUGUACACGAUCUCCAAUACCGCAACUCAUGACCUCACAGAUUAGUGGAAUCACAUCUCUCUGACUCAGUUGCUAAAAAUGGUACAUUGCUGUUUGCUGUAUGUAAAAUUAUUUUUGAAGCACUCCUGUGUACUUUCUAUUUAAUAAAUUGUAGAAACUGAA
This is a messenger RNA of Seriola aureovittata, 9037 nucleotides long. RefSeq lists its product as uncharacterized. Gene Ontology annotation, molecular function: TFIIIC-class transcription factor complex binding. The record is from RefSeq and is a predicted model, not a curated record. NCBI's taxonomy places the organism in Eukaryota, Metazoa, Chordata, Actinopteri, Carangiformes, Carangidae. The transcript is spliced from 29 exons. Gene Ontology annotation, biological process: RNA polymerase III preinitiation complex assembly. Gene Ontology annotation, cellular component: transcription factor TFIIIB complex. Bases 145 to 7920 code for a protein of 2591 amino acids.